Messenger RNA from Girardinichthys multiradiatus, 681 nucleotides. RefSeq names its product extensin-like. The transcript has a single exon. The record is from RefSeq and is a predicted model, not a curated record. The coding region runs from base 1 to 681 and encodes 226 amino acids. Lineage: Eukaryota; Metazoa; Chordata; Actinopteri; Cyprinodontiformes; Goodeidae.
AUGCACGCCCCACAGACAAUCAAGCCGAGACCCCCCGGGGCAGCCAGGCAGUCAAGCAGACCCCGCGAUGCAACACCCCGUCCCCCACCAUGCCCAAGGAAAAGACACCAGCCUAACAAGCAGAAGGGCGGCAAAGAAAGGCCACAGCACGCACAGCAAAGAGGCCGCACUCCCCCCCUGAGAUGCAGAACAACCAACAUCCAUGCCAUCCAUGACAGAGCCAAGCCAAGCUGUGGUUCCCCCCGAGCCAACGCCACAGCAACACCACACCUUCUUCCAUACAUCGGUAGGGGCACGGUGGAGACCACCAACCCCAAGCACACACCACCCACCAGGAACCCUCCAGCAGACAAGCAAACCCCACCUCAGCAUAAGACCGAGAGGCCCGAUGCAACCGCUGAGCCCAGCGAAGCCUGUCCUGCCGUACAAAACACAGAGGCCAGAGCCGCCGCGCACAGGACCACCACCCCGACACCACAGCACACCAAACAGCGGAGGACAGCACACAGUAAUGAGCACCCAAAGCGGAAGCCAUGCACAAGGCCCACACCAUGCAAGUGCGCCCCACCAGCCCUCCAAAAACAAAGCCCCCUGCAAAAGUGCACCCACGUGAGAAGAAGACCCAUAGCAUCCAGGUCCAAGAACCUGGAUCCAGCUCCGCCCUGGAGGAUCUGCGCUUGA